AUGGAUUGGAUUCCUAUGGACGGUUCAUUCUCAAAGAAUACAGAUAGUUCAAGUGCAACAUUUACAGCAGCUUAUACGCCUAUUAAUGUUAAAAGUAUUUGGGCACUAUUUAGAAAGAAAGACAACUAUUAUGUUAAUUUUGAGAACCCUAAGUUUAAAUAUCUUCAGCUUUCCAUGGGAGCUUAUGGAAAUAUGCCUGCAGAACCUGAAAAAUCAUAUGGACCUGUAUUUUAUGAAAUGGUUGCGAACGCUUGCAAUACAAACAAUGAUAUGAUAGGAUUUAAUGAAGAUGUUAUGAGGUCAUUGGUGGAUGAUGGUAGUGUGGAACAUAAAUGGGAUAGCUAUGACAACACACAUUUCUUAUGUGGUUUUCCAACAGAAGUGGACUUUUGCUUCCAGCAAGGUCAAACAUCUACUGCUCCAAUAACAUACAAAUUGACUGUUAAAGGACCUAUUGAACUAGCAACUGAAAAUGUACCAAAGCCACUUAUUGGAUUUAUGAUGGAUUGUUGCUUUGCCAUUCAGGUGCGUGCUAAUGGAAUCCCAAUAAUAAGAUUAGAUGACUAUAACUUAGCUGCGGACGACAGUGAGGAAUAA
This is a messenger RNA of Trichomonas vaginalis G3, 597 nucleotides long. RefSeq lists its product as uncharacterized. The transcript has a single exon. Lineage: Eukaryota; Parabasalia; Trichomonadida; Trichomonadidae. Bases 1 to 597 code for a protein of 198 amino acids. The record is from RefSeq and is a predicted model, not a curated record.